AUGGCAGCACCCAAAACCCCGCCCCUCUUCUUCACCCUCUCCCUCCUCUCCCUCCUCUCUCUAACCUUCUUCUACCUCCACCACACCACCACCACCUCCCCGUCGAAUACCAGAAAUGCCCCCGACACCGCCGCAAAUUCCAUCAAGGUCCACAUCUCGCCCAUCCCCAGAUCCCUCAACCACGGCCUCCUCGAAAAAUACUGGGCCCUAACCUCCGACAACAGGAUCGGAAGCGAGGCGGACAACGAGAUCAGAAAGACCCUUUUGCCCAUACUUCCUCGGGAAUCCCUUCCGUACCCCGAGAACCCCAUAAUCAAACAGUACAGCGCCGAGUACUGGAUCUUGGGGGACCUGUUGGCACCUGAGGAGCUGAAAAGAGACUCUUUUGCCCGAAGGGUUUUUGAUCCUGAGGAAGCUGAUGUGAUUUUCGUGCCGUUUUUCGCGACUCUGAGUGCUGAGCUGCAGCUGGUCGUGGAUAAAAGCGUGUUUAGGAAGAAGGUCGAGGGGAAUGAGGAUUAUGUGAGGCAGAGAACGGUAGUUGAUCUUGUUAAGAAGACGGCGGCUUGGAAGAAGUCCGGUGGCCGAGAUCAUGUUUUUGUUCUCACAGACCCUGUUGCGAUGUGGCAUGUAAAGGACGAGAUUGCCCCCGCAAUUCUCCUUGUGGUCGAUUUUGGCGGCUGGUACAGGCUCGACUCUAAAACAUCCAACGACAGCUCGUAUGACCUGACGAUACAUCACACUCAAGUUUCUCUGUUGAAAGAUGUCAUAGUCCCAUACACUCAUUUACUCCCGAGACUAGACAUAUCAAAAAACCCGAAACGAGAUACCCUUUUGUACUUCAAAGGAGCCAAGCAUAGGCACCGGGGUGGACUAGUUCGAGAAAAAUUAUGGGACUUGCUAAUUAACGAGCCUGGAGUUGUUAUAGAAGAAGGCUUUCCAAAUGCCACUGGUAAAGAACAGUCGAUAAAGGGAAUGAGAACAUCCGAGUUCUGUUUACAUCCAGCUGGCGAUACACCCACUUCGUGUAGACUUUUUGACGCAAUCCAAAGUCUGUGCAUACCAAUCAUCAUUAGCGACAAUAUCGAGCUUCCCUUUGAAGGAAUAUUGGAUUAUUCGGAAUUUUCCGUUUUCGUGUCGGUUAGUAAUGCUUUGAGGCCCAGUUGGCUCGUGGGCCAUCUCAGAAGCUAUUCGAGCCAGCAGAAGGAUAACUUUCGGGAAAAUAUGGCUAAGGUUCAGCCGGUUUUUGACUAUGAUAAUGGUCACCCGGGAGGUAUUGGACCCACUAGUCCGGGUGGGGCAGUAAAUCAUAUUUGGAAGAAGGUUCAUCAAAAGCUGCCGACAAUUAAGGAAGCUAUCACUCGAGAGAGAAGAAAACCAAUGGGGGUUUCUGUUCGAGCUCGAUGUCUCUGUAUUUGA
Messenger RNA from Striga hermonthica, 1416 nucleotides. The record is from the annotation of a GenBank genome assembly. Lineage: Eukaryota; Viridiplantae; Streptophyta; Magnoliopsida; Lamiales; Orobanchaceae.